Molecule: messenger RNA, 2250 nt
Organism: Venturia canescens
Lineage: Eukaryota; Metazoa; Arthropoda; Insecta; Hymenoptera; Ichneumonidae
Exons: 1
Coding region: 211-1455 (414 amino acids)
Source: RefSeq, a predicted model, not a curated record
CGUAACAAAGGAAGGAGAAUUCUGACUAUUGUACGUUGUCGUACGAACAUACAAUAGAGAACAUUGUCGUUUCAUCAAAACUUAAAAUCAACAUUCAUUACGACGUGUGUUUAUAAAAAAAAAACGAAAAACUGAAGAAAAAGUUGUGCAAGCGAAUAAAGUUGGUAAAAAUAGUAACUGAUUGAGCUCACGGCAAAUAGAAAGAAAAAAAUGGAUUCAACAAAAGAUCAACAUUUUUAUCCGAACGCGUGUCACGUAUGUCGAGCCUACGGAGAAAAUGUAAAAUUAAAGAGAUGUUCUCGUUGCUUAAUGAUAGCAUACUGCGAUCGGAAUCAUCAGAAACAACAUUGGCAACAACACAAAAAAUUGUGUCGCAUCCUCAGUGGCUUAUUAAAAAAUUUCGGUACGUAUCAUGGAAUGAAGCCAUUUUGGACAAAUAACGAAGAAUAUUGGAGGAAAUCAACUAAAGACUUGGCUCUUUCGGUUCAAAUCUUAUCAAGUCUCGAGGGUCAUGAGCUUUUGCUUUUCGAAGUGGAAAUGUUGUUUUUCCGAAGAUCUUGUGAGGUUUGUCAUGAAACAGAUCCACGAAAAUUGCAAGACUGCCCUAACUGUCCAGAUUCCAGUUUUUGCGUUGAACAUCCCAAGGACAACAGACAUUUCACCAAGUGUCAAAUGUCAAAGCUCUAUUUCGAAGCUAAUAAUGCAUCGCCAAAAUUUAAAAAUCUGAUUCUGUCAAAAAAUUAUGGUGAGAGUAUCCCAAAAAAUAUGGAUCAGCUCAUUGGCUUUUUUGCAAAGCAUUGUCAAGUCGACAAAAUUUUCAAAUCGACUAAAAGUUGGGCAGCCGUUCUUUCUGAUCACUUAACAAUGCCUUAUACUUUUAUGUAUGCAAUGCAACAAUUAUCUCGUCCAAAGUUGCAAAAAAUGACAAUCCAUGUCCUUCUUCGGAACUGCCAAGAUAUGCCUAAACCAAAUUUCUGGCAUCAUUUAUUUCACCAUGAUGAAGUUCUUGAGCAACUCAAAAUUGUUUUCAUCAGUCCUAUCAACUUAAAAACCAGUACAGUAAAAAUUCAACUCUGUGAGGAAUGCAUCAAGAACAAACGGCAAAUCAGCGUUCAAAAUGUGGGAGGAUUGUACACGAGUUUCUUAGCUGGGAAAUCUUACACAAAACCUGACGUUAUCAUUGGAUUCGAAUUGAAAAUCCAUCGUUUUGACAGCAUCUGGGAUCCGAUAGUUACAACACUUGCCAAACUGGGUUGUCCGCUCAUUAUGACGUCGCACUGCAUCAGAGAAUCAAAAGCUGAUGAAGAAAAUAUCAAUUCAAUUCUCGGUAAAAAAGUUAAACCUCAUUGGGCUGGAAAAAAUCCAUUUCCUUCUUGGAGACCGUUCAAAGAGUUGGAAGCUGCUUCCUUCCAAUACCGAGACGAGUAUUUGACUGUUUAUAAUAAAUUGAUUUAAAUCUUUCAUUUUCACACAGAACUUGACCUCAGGUACAUUUUAAGGAUUUUAAAAAGUUAAUUAAAGAGGUACCGUUUUCAAGAUUGAGUUCAAAUCUGAGGAAAUUUAUUUUAUUUUUGUUUUGGGUAAUACAGGAUAUCAAGGAAGUAAAAAAAAAAUGAGAAAUAUAAACUUUUGAAUGAAAAAAGAUGAUUAUUCCUUGCAAUUCUUUAGUAACAAUUUCAACAAUUGAAAAAAUCUUUCACAAACCAACAUAGAACAUUGUUUUUAUUAUAUUCUGCUUCCAAUUUCAACAUUAUUUCUCUCCAAAAUGUUCUAAAAGUAAAAAAAUACAGAAUAAUUAUAAGCCAUGUAAUGAAAAUUUUUCUUGAUUCAAAACAUGUUUCAGUAUCUUUGUCACACAAGUUGUUCCAACUCUUCGUUUGCAUAAACAUAAAUAUGCAUUUAAAAUUUGGAAAAUAAUGCAAAUGUGAAAAAAAUAUUUGUACUAAUUGUAUCGAGAUGGAUUGCUGUUUUCAGUUUGCAUUUUGCAUAUUCUACAAAAAAAUUAAUGCAAUUUUAAAAUUGCAUUUUCAAUAGCUAAUCACUCAGACUUCCAAAUUUCAAGGCGCUCAACAAACUACGCUCGUUUAAAAGAUUGGAACUUUUAGUAUUAUAAUUUUUACUGUAUUUUAAGUUUUUGUACUCGUGAUCCUGUAAAUUCGUAAACGAUACGAAUGGCAUGUACGAAAAUAUUCGUCGUUGAUUGUGAAAAAAAAGAUCACAGUGAUUAGCCAAUAAAACCUUUACGAAAUA